CUAGGAGAAAAAAUUCAGUAGAUACAUUCUGAUUUGAAAGUGUAGCAAUUGGAUUGGAAUUUGGAUUACGACUUACGUGCAGCUAUUGGAUUCUUUGAAUGAAUCUUUAAAUAUUUAUCGCCUGAUUGUGUCAUUGCUACGAUACAAGUUCUCACUUCUGUAACGGAGACCAUGGAGGCUGCACAGGAUGCUCCCGGGGGGCGAUCGUUUGCGGUUGGGGAUGUCGUGAUGAGCUGCGACCCAUUCGUGUGGGUAAUGGAAAGCAGCGCUUAUAAAACCCAUUGCGCCUACUGCAUGCGCGAUGGCCAGGAACUACGAAUUUGCUCGGGAUGCAAACUGCACCGCUACUGCAGUGCUGCCUGUCAGGCUGCUGACUGGAAAGCGGAGCAUAAAACUGAAUGCGCUCUACUGAAGAAGGUCGGGACGGGCUGCAACUUGACGGUGCCGCAAAGUUCUUCGAGUUGCACCAUGAAAUAUUGUUUGGACCUACCCGCGGACCUUAUUGCGAAGUUUGCCAACAAGAUUAAGCUUAACGCUGUGACUGAUGUGCCCGGACUGGGUCCGAAAUCCGCGAAAGAACUGUGGGACAUGCUGCCGUUCAACCCCAAACCAAUGCUCCUAAACAACAUAUAUCAGCGAAUAAUGGACGUUAUGAAACUGAAGUUGGGCAUGGACCUGCCCGAUAUGCUGACGAAUACUUCCAAGAUGAUGUACAAUAUGGUGACGAUCGUGCCGCUGAAGAGUCUGGCGCCGCUUGGUCUGGCGGUGUAUCCCCUUGUCAGCCCUCGGCUCAUGACGCCGGUGUGCUGGGAUAUGAAUGUGGUGAAGAGUUUCCGCGGGCGACGCUUGUUUAUCCAUGCCGUGGAGGACAUUCCCAAUUUCACCGGGCUGAAGGAUCUGCGGUACAAUGACAUUGAAGAACCGCACUUCUUCACACGAACUAUGCGCCGCACGGAAUUCGAGAAUCAGAACGGAUAUCCAUGCACGUGCCGAAAAUGCACUCAACAAUACGCCCAACCUACAUCCUUCCAUCCGGUAUACACCGGAAUAUCAUCCGUGGCAAGCACGAACGCACUGCGUUUCCGGGAGCAAAGUACCACAUUGAUAUCCCAGCACACCGCCGUCAUGUGGCAAUGCGGUGUCACCGGGUACACGGCAUAGCCAACAUUAACGGGUCUGCUGUCGGCCGUACUGUACAAGACCUGCGUGUUUCGCCCCACAACGGCGAGAUACGUAACGAGAGCUGCCACGGCGACCCCCGAUUGCGGCUCCACAGUCGGCAAUCUGCCAGAAAACAAGACGACGGCUAGAAUGAGCGCAAUCAAAACCCACGAGUGCCAUACAAAGCACGAACCUCUUUAGGCUUUUCUCUAGGCGGGGAUCCUGUAGUACCGCAUCCUGCGGCAGCGUAUCCACCAGCUCCUGAGCCGGACGUCGUCCCCGACCGGGGAUAUUGACCAUGGUGUUCAGCUGGAUGACAUU
This is a messenger RNA of Paramacrobiotus metropolitanus, 1482 nucleotides long. Its product is annotated as N-lysine methyltransferase SMYD2-like. The transcript is spliced from 7 exons. Lineage: Eukaryota; Metazoa; Tardigrada; Eutardigrada; Parachela; Macrobiotidae. The record is from RefSeq and is a predicted model, not a curated record. Bases 172 to 1161 code for a protein of 329 amino acids.